Messenger RNA from Balaenoptera musculus (blue whale), 534 nucleotides. RefSeq names its product transmembrane protein 275 (gene TMEM275). NCBI's taxonomy places the organism in Eukaryota, Metazoa, Chordata, Mammalia, Artiodactyla, Balaenopteridae. The record is from RefSeq and is a predicted model, not a curated record. Bases 1 to 534 code for a protein of 177 amino acids. The transcript has a single exon.
AUGCCGCCCCCGGAGAAGAGCCAGGGCCCCCCGGCCCGGGCGCCCGCGGGCCGCGCUCAAGGCCGGCUGCCCGGCCCGCCGUCCCCCGCGCUGUUCUGCGCCUGCGGCCUGUGCGUGCUGCUGGCGGGCGUGAACGUGACGCUGGUGGGCGCCUUCGCCUCUUUCGUCCCGGGGCACAACGCGCCGCUCAUCGCGGGGCCGGCGCUGCUCGUGCUGGCGCUCGGCUUCUUCGCGGCCUGCUGCGUGUGUAGCCGCCGCCGCGGGCCCGCGCCCCGUUCGCGCUCGACGGCGGCCGCGGGUCCCUGCCAGGGCGGGGGCGGCGGGCGGGUGGCGCUGGAGAUGGAGAGCAGCGAGCGCACGGCGCAGGACACCACGGCCGUGCAGCUCAGCCCCGCCGCCUCGGCCGCGUCGUCGGGCCGCUCAAGCCCCAGCCCCGGCCCCUUCGCCCUGGACGCCCCCGCGCCCGCAGCCGUCUACGCGCCGCGCGCCGACGGGGUCCGGCGCGACCUGCCCCGGGAGCGCGUCGCCCCCUAG